Messenger RNA from Exaiptasia diaphana, 467 nucleotides. RefSeq names its product multidrug resistance-associated protein 5. The annotation marks the transcript as partial. The transcript is spliced from 5 exons. Lineage: Eukaryota; Metazoa; Cnidaria; Anthozoa; Actiniaria; Aiptasiidae. The record is from RefSeq and is a predicted model, not a curated record. Gene Ontology annotation, biological process: transmembrane transport. Gene Ontology annotation, molecular function: ATP hydrolysis activity; ATP binding; ATPase-coupled transmembrane transporter activity. Gene Ontology annotation, cellular component: membrane.
UACUGGAGAUGGAAGAGCUUGUGCCUUUUCUUGAUAAACCCGAUGAUCCUAACAUGACAUUGUUAAUAGAAAACGCAGAUUUUGCAUGGGAUAAGGUCGAGUCGGAACACGAUAARCAAGACCAGGAUGCUGGUGACGAGAAUGAAAACACUGCUAAAGAUUCUUCUGCUGCAAAUGGCAAAGCCAAACAAAAACCACCUAAUUCUGGAGGUGGUCGGCCUGCAGKGGGUCGACCAGGUGGCGGUCGACCUGGCGGAGGUCGACCAGGUCCACCCAUGAAGAUGAAGACUGUCUUAGUCCCCACUUUAUAUGACAUCGAUCUUAAAGUUAAAAAGGGAAAAUUAAUAGGAAUUUGUGGCAGUGUUGGCAGUGGUAAAAGCUCUCUUCUUCAGUGCAUUCUAGCCCAGAUGCGUAAAACUCGUGGUCGAGUUGCUAUAGGAGGUUCUAUUGCUUACGUCGCUCAACAG